GUCAGUGCCAACAGAAGGAAAAGGAACGUAGCCUAAAGACUUGUUUACAAUUUGUUACAUUAUGUUUACGGAUUUCAGCAUACAAAUGACGAUCUGUGUCACGGUUAUGUACUGUGUAAACAGUUUGUUGACAUAUUUGAAAUUUGGUUAUAUACCUGCAAUACUAGAAGCAUAUAGUUAAGAAUGGCCUAGUUUUGAUACUGUUGACACUUUUUAUCUACAUCUAGCACAAAAGUUCUUCCGCAUUGCACGUAUGGCAUUGUUGCAUUGAGGUUGACAAAUAUUUGCAUAAACUCAAUUGACCUUUUGCUUCUGGCCAAGAAAAAGAAUAGACAUUUAGUAUUCUGUUACAGAACAGCCGUUAACAAGGCAAACGUAUUUACGGAAGGUGAAAGCACAUUGAAGAUGUCAAAAGCAAAAUAUUUUCUCUGGGGUCUGCCAUGUUUCUCAAUCUUUGUAUCUGAACUCUGGACACAAGCAGUGAGCGCUGGCGCCGCCAGCGACGAGCGGAUGCUGUUCGACUUUGCGAGCGCGGCGUCGGUGGACGGCUGGACGGAGCAGUCGGACACGGCCCGGUCCGUGGGCAUGUCGAAGGCCGUGCUCCUGCUGCAGAGGACGCAGGUCUUCCAGCGCGCCGUGCUCUUCGCGCUGCUCAACCCGCAGCCCAACGGGGCGGGCUUCGCCGGCGUCAGGACCGCCACCUCGCUGGACCUGCGUGACUACCAACGAGUGCAGCUUCGCCUCCGCGGGCAGGGCGCCAGCACCGGCUACAAGGUCGUGCUGCGACACAAGGGUCUCAACGACGAGCCACACCCCACCUACGAGCAGUUCUUCCAGGUGCAGAGGGACACGUACGAGACCAUCAGCCUGCCUCUGGACGACUUCAAGCCGUACUACAGGGGCAGGCCCCUCAACUCGUCGGAAGCUGAACCGCUGGACAAGUCAAACAUCACCAGCUUCGGGCUGCAAGUUUACGGGGGAGUGUACUUGCCUGUCAAGCAGUCCGGACCGUCUACUCUAGAAAUUGAUUGGAUCAAAGCAGUGAAAUGAAUUACGUGCAGUAUGAAUUAACAUUGCACCAGUAGGCUUUGUAUCUAGCACCAGAUUUGAAUAUUUUCUAUGGUAUUUAAAUAUUUAGGAUAUUAUCCACCAUUAAAAUUUUUUUUAAAUAUUCUAAUGUAAACUUUAUGAAACUAGUUCAAUAAACUAUGCAGCAAGGAGGCUUUACAGAAUGUUUACUCUGGUAACUAUGUAAUAUGUAUUAGAAUAUUCUUACUGAUAGACAGUAACAUAAAAUUUAAAAAUGUUAUAUAAGUUUUUUAUAAAUAAAAUAUUUUCUCAUUGU
Messenger RNA from Bacillus rossius redtenbacheri, 1345 nucleotides. RefSeq lists its product as uncharacterized. The record is from RefSeq and is a predicted model, not a curated record. The transcript is spliced from 4 exons. NCBI's taxonomy places the organism in Eukaryota, Metazoa, Arthropoda, Insecta, Phasmatodea, Bacillidae. Bases 406 to 1050 code for a protein of 214 amino acids. Gene Ontology annotation, biological process: NADH dehydrogenase complex assembly.